This is a messenger RNA of Eutrema salsugineum, 605 nucleotides long. Its product is annotated as 60S ribosomal protein L36-2. Gene Ontology annotation, molecular function: structural constituent of ribosome. The record is from RefSeq and is a predicted model, not a curated record. The transcript has 4 exons. Bases 107 to 445 code for a protein of 112 amino acids. NCBI's taxonomy places the organism in Eukaryota, Viridiplantae, Streptophyta, Magnoliopsida, Brassicales, Brassicaceae. Gene Ontology annotation, biological process: cytoplasmic translation. Gene Ontology annotation, cellular component: cytosolic large ribosomal subunit; ribosome.
GGGUUUAGGGUUUCUUUUUUAAGUCUCUGUAUAUAUACAUCGCUGUUUUCAUUCACCGUCUUUCUUUCGUCUGAACCCCGGAGGAGCUCGAUCUGAAGACGAGAAGAUGACAACUCCGCAAGUUAAGACCGGUUUGUUCGUUGGGUUGAACAAGGGUCAUGUUGUCACCAGACGCGAAUUGGCUCCUCGUCCUCGUUCUCGCAAAGGAAAAACGAGUAAGAGGACAUUGUUCAUUAGAACAUUGAUAAGGGAGGUUUCUGGGUUUGCUCCUUAUGAGAAGAGAAUCCAGGAGCUUCUCAAGGUUGGCAAAGACAAGCGUGCUCUAAAGGUAGCUAAGCGAAAGUUGGGUACCCACAAGAGAGCCAAGAGGAAGAGAGAGGAGAUGUCUAGUGUUCUCCGCAAGAUCAGGUCUGGUGGUGGUGGUGUAACUGAGAAGAAGAAGUGAGCAUCAUCUUUAAGUUUGGGAUCUCAGAUAGAGAAGCUACUCUUAUUAUGUUUUCAUUGUCUGUGAUUUAAAGAGUGCUUUAUCCAUGACCAUGAUAUUAUUAUGCAUUCAACCUAAUAUCCGCAUUUUAUCAUUUAUUUUCAAUUACCUCUUGAGUUUA